Molecule: messenger RNA, 1254 nt
Organism: Agelaius phoeniceus (red-winged blackbird)
Lineage: Eukaryota; Metazoa; Chordata; Aves; Passeriformes; Icteridae
Gene: FA2H
Product: fatty acid 2-hydroxylase
Biological process (GO): lipid biosynthetic process; fatty acid metabolic process
Cellular component (GO): endoplasmic reticulum; membrane
Molecular function (GO): heme binding; fatty acid 2-hydroxylase activity; iron ion binding
Source: RefSeq, a predicted model, not a curated record
AUGGCCACGGCGGGGCCGCGGUCCUUCAGCGCCGCCGAGGUGCGGGCGCGCUGCGCGCAGGGCGCCUGCCUGGUCUCCUGCCGCCGCCGCCUGUACGACCUGAGCGGCUUCGUGCGGCUGCACCCGGGCGGGGAGCAGCUGCUGCGCCGCCGGGCCGGCACCGACGUGAGCGCCGCGCUGGACGGGCCGCCCCACCGGCACUCGGAGAACGCCCGCCGCUGGCUGGAGCAGUACUACGUGGGGGACAUAGAGCCCGGCGACGAGCAGGGCCUCUCUGAGACAGUGGAUGAGAAGGAGGUGUCUGCAGCCCAGACUCCAGAGCAGACAGAUCUCUGCUACAGAACAGUGCAUGUGGAGAGGGACCUGGUGGACUGGCAGAAGCCCUUGCUGUGGCAGGUGGGCUACCUAGGGGAGAAGUACGAUGAGUGGGUGCACCAGCCCGUGGAUCGGCCCAUCCGCCUCUUCCACUCGGAUUUCCUGGAGUUCCUCUCCAAGACAGCAUGGUACGUGGUGUUCAUGGUGUGGACGCCCGUGGUGCUCUAUCUCAGCUGGGUCAGCUACACCUCCCUUGCUCAGGGCAACACCAGGCUCUUCUCCUCCUUCACCACAGAGUACUCCAUCCCCGUCCACAAAUACUACUUCCCCUUCAUCUUCCUCCUGGGAAUGAUCCUGUGGUCCCUGCUAGAGUACCUCAUCCAUCGUUUUGUCUUCCACAUGAAGCCACCCGCUAGCAAUUACUAUCUGAUCACGCUGCAUUUCCUGCUGCAUGGGCAGCAUCACAAGUCUCCCUUCGACAGCUCCCGCCUGGUCUUCCCUCCUGUGCCGGCCUCGCUGGUGAUCGGCUUCUUCUAUGGCGUGCUGCGGCUGCUGCUGCCCGAGGUGCUGGGGCUCUCCGUCUUCGUCGGGGGCCUCUGCGGCUACGUCAUCUACGACAUGAUGCACUAUUACCUCCACUAUGGCUCGCCCAAAAAGGGCACCUACCUGUACGGCCUCAAGGCUUACCACGUCAAGCACCACUUUGAACACCAAAAAUCAGGUUUUGGCAUCAGCACACGCUUCUGGGAUUAUCCUUUCCGGACACUCAUCCCUGAGGAGACCUUCAAGAAAGAGGAGUGACAGCCCCAGCCCAGUGCUCAGCUGCUGGCUCUGUUCCCCUGCACUGGGGCUGGUGUCCCCCCCGCCCCCUUCCUGGGGGCUGUGCCACAGCAGUGACUCCAAAGUGGAGCAUCCCUGUGGACUGCUGUGGUCCAGCUG